AUGGCGGCAGCCAUCAGCCGCUCUGCGGCCAGUGAAGCUCUGCACAGGCGAGAAUACUUUUUCGUCGGCGGCGAAUACGUCAACACGACGACCGGGACGCUACGACAGAACCAAAUGUACGUGGAAAAGUUGACUCCGGCCGCAAAUUCUUCGCAGCCGUACCCCCUGAUACUGUUCCAUGGGGGCUCUCAAGAUGGUACCAAUUGGCUGAAUAAGCCCGACGGCGGCGUGGGCUGGGCGUCAUGGUUUCUGGAUAAUGGUUACGAGGUCUAUAUCGUCGACGAGCCAUCGCGUGGCCGGUCGGCGUGGAAUGCCGCAGCUGGGUUCCCGACCACCACUUUCUCGGUCGAGGUGAUCACUUCUCGGUUCACCGCGACUCUGAAUUCUACCGCGUGGCAGCAGGCCAAGCUGCAUACUCAGUGGCCUGGUUCGGGAGUCCCUGGCGAUCCCGUAUUCGACACCUACUACGCUUCUGUAGUCCAAGGCAUCGCCAACAACACGGAGCAAGAGCAGGCGGUGCGCGAGGCGGGCAUAGCGCUGCUCGACCAUGUCGGACCAGCCGUGGUGGUGACGCACUCUCAAGGUGGUCCCUAUGGGUGGUCGCUGGCAGACGCGCGGCCGUCUCUCGUCCGGGCCCUGAUCCAGAUCGAACCCAAGGGACCGCCGUUCCGCGAGGAAAUCUUCUCCUCCGACUAUACGCGGCCCUGGGGCCUGACCUCGAUCCCGCUGACCUAUGACCCUGUGCCCACUAACCAGUCGGCGCCGCUGUCCAUGCACCUCGUCCCCUCCGACUCUGCCAACCUGACCGACUGCAUCCUGCAGGCUGAGCCGAUUCGUCAGCUGCCCAACUUGGCCAAGGUUCCAAUAUUGGUCGAGACGGGCGAGGCCUCAUAUCAUGCUGCCUACGACCAUUGCACCGUUGCUUUCCUCCGACAGGCUGGUGUCCAGGUCGAACAUCUCGAGCUGGGAAAGGCCGGGAUACAUGGCAAUGGACAUAUGCAAUUUAUGGAAUUGAACAGUGACGAAAUCGUUACCAAGCUCCAUGCGUGGAUUCUCACCUCAAUUCAAGGUUGA
Messenger RNA from Pestalotiopsis fici W106-1, 1074 nucleotides. RefSeq lists its product as uncharacterized. The record is from RefSeq and is a predicted model, not a curated record. The coding region runs from base 1 to 1074 and encodes 357 amino acids. NCBI's taxonomy places the organism in Eukaryota, Fungi, Ascomycota, Sordariomycetes, Amphisphaeriales, Sporocadaceae. The transcript is spliced from 4 exons.